GGUCGAAAUGAAUGCACUCCGCAACGUCCUCAUGCUGCCCCCUGCUGGGACCCCUGAGCCUAUUGGGCAGCAUGCGGAGUGCAUUCAAUUCGACCAUGCUUGAUACAAAUUACAAAUGAUACACAAUCGUCACGUGAUCGUCGUCUGUUUCGUUUCGCGCGUUUCGUGUGAACACAUGCAACGUUAGCUUCGACCGGCCCUGAUGCCCCUGAAGUAGCGUUUUAAACUAAACCGUUCUUUUCAAUCUAACUAUUGAAGAAAAAUUGUUCUUGCUGUUGACUUUCACUCGAAUCGAAUUUUUAUAUUAUUUCACGAUGGAGAGCAGAGAUGAAGAAGUGCAACCACAGCUCCUUUCAGAUGAUCAAGUUAUUGUGGCUUCUUGUGAUAGUUCAAGAGUUACUAUCAUCAAUGAAGGAACACCUUUACAUUCGGCAGAAAAUGGCUUGUGGGAAAUCUUCUACAUAAACAUUUCAGAGGAAGACAUGGUAUCUGAUCAUCCAGCAAAUACUGAUGAUAAUGUUAUUCCAAAGGCAGAUGAGGAACAAAUAGCUAUUACUGAUGGAUAUCUGGAAGGAAUAGUGUCAUUUGAAUACUUCAUGACAAAAGUAGAAAACUCAGAUGGUUCCGAGUCUGGCAUGGAAGACUCAUCUGAUACAGAUUAUGAAGAAGAAGUGCUGGAAAGAAACUCAAAUGACCCAGAAUAUUUUCCUGAAGAAUCUUCCAACCCAGUGAAAAAGAGAAAAUGCACACGAGUUACAAAAAGACUUCCACAACUUUUACAAGGUCUCAUGGGUGAAGCAAACUUGAGAUAUGCAAGGGGUGAGAAUGAAGAUGCCAUCAACCUCUGCAAGGAAAUAAUUAGACAGGCCCCAAGUUAUGCUGAACCUUUUCAAUUUCUAAGCAUGUGCUAUAAGGACCAGAGAGAUGAAGAAAUGUCAUACCAGUUAUCUUUAAUAGCUGCAUAUUUAUCUCCUCAAUCUCCCCAACAGGCCAAUGAAUGGUUACAAUUAGCCCAGGUGUGUUUGAAGCGAAGAGAUGAGAUACAGGCAAAGAAAUGCCUUGCCAAAGCUGUUCAAGCAGACCCUACAAAUCUUCAAAUUCAUGAACGUCGAUGCCAGGUGUUGGAAUCAAUUGGUGCUGAAAAAGAGCAGUUGAAAGCUCGCCUGACUAUGUUGCGAGGUGUCCAACCGGAAAAUGAACAAAAGAAAAAUGAAUGGGUCGAGCUUGCUGAAAAAUUGCCAGGAUUUCCUUUGAGAGUGGCAGCUUGCAUUCAGCGCGUAGGGCGCUCAGUAAUGCUCUUGUCACCUGCGCAGAUAAUUUCAAAAGCUCUUAAUAGACAUUGCGGGCUGGUGUUUAACAAUAACAUAAUCGACGAAAUUGAUCUCAAAGAAACGGAAUCUAUGGAACUGACGGAAGAGUUGCCAUUCGACAUUCUCAGCAAACUGUGCAUUGCCUUAGUUUACUUUAAGAAAGAAGAAUUUGCAUUUCCUUUGAUCGAAACUUUUAUCGAGCAUGACGUCGAAAGCUUUGGGGAAAUCUACCUUGACGUUGUCGAGAUCCUAGCAGAAAAAGAAUUCCAUCAACAAGCUUUGACAUUGCUAGAGAUCCUAACACAAAGCAAAUCCUUUUCUCAAGCUGAAGUUUGGCUGAAAUAUGCAAACUGUCUUAAUGCUCUCAAUCUGUCAGAUGAAGCAAUCGUGGCAUUCCGACAUGUUAUUCAUCUAGUGCCAUCAAGGGAGGAUGCUAAAAUAUCUCUAGCAGAAUUGUUCACCAAAUUAGGUCGCCACGAAGAAGCUUUGGAAGCUGUAACGCAAGACUCGGAAGCUACUCGGAUUGAAGCCAGCGUUUUGCAUCACAAGUGCCUCUUGCUUUUGAAAGAAGGAAAAAUGAAUCAGUUCGUUGCGGCUUACAAAUUGCUGAUGAUGCGUCACGCCUCGAAUAUUCAAUCCAAGGACGAAGUGAACAAAACGUGCGGCGCCAAAAAAGUAGGGUGGGAGUCGGCGGAUGAAGAUUCGGACGUGGAAGAAUUGGACUUUGGAGCAUCGUCGAUAAAGUUAGAAGAAGAAUAUCGACUCCUCCGGCUAACGUGUGAAUACCUGUUCAAGGAGAAACGUCUGGUGGAGUUGGAGAGAAUCUGUUUUACGGCUCUUACGUCACCGCUUUUCAGAAGCAAGAGAGAAAUUUGCAGAGAAAUUCAGUUCAUCACCCUUCAAGUGUGUUUAGCUAAAGGCGACUCGUAUUAUGCUUAUAACCUAGCCCGUGGUUUGCUCUUACGUAACAACCUGGAUAACAAAAGAGCUUUGAACCUCAUGAUUCAGGUUAUCAUGCGAGGGGACGAUGUGCGCUACAAUCGUUUUCUUGUGCGGCUACUUCGGAAACACCCCAAACAUGUCUGUCUAAGUGUUUUGAACGGUCACGCGUGUUUAGCCAGCGGUACAUACAAGCGCGCCUUAGAUGCUUAUAUGUCGGCGUGCAAAAUUGAUCCCGACAAUCCGUUGUUUUUGCUGCUUUCUGCAAUUGUUCUGGUUCAGUUGACAUGUCAAAAGUUUUCUAGCGGGAAGCAUUCGCUUGUUACUCAAGCUUGUUCCUUCUUCGAUGCUUAUCUGAAAUCAAGAGGGGACUGUCAAGAGGUUUACUACAACAUCGGCCGGGGAAUGCAUCAGCUUGGCCUUUUAGCUCAUGCUGUGGACUUUUAG
Daphnia pulicaria is the source of this 2696-nucleotide messenger RNA. RefSeq names its product general transcription factor 3C polypeptide 3-like. The transcript has 10 exons. The record is from RefSeq and is a predicted model, not a curated record. Gene Ontology annotation, molecular function: protein binding. NCBI's taxonomy places the organism in Eukaryota, Metazoa, Arthropoda, Branchiopoda, Diplostraca, Daphniidae. Gene Ontology annotation, cellular component: transcription factor TFIIIC complex. The coding region runs from base 315 to 2696 and encodes 793 amino acids. Gene Ontology annotation, biological process: transcription by RNA polymerase III.